AUGAGCUUGAAGACGUUUCAUGUUUUUGCCUUUUAUUGGUGGGUUUCAAUUGUAAAAUGGGAUUCUAAUGUCAGAUUUUAUAAGAGGAAGCGAAGGAGAUCCAUCAGAGGCGGGAGGAGAGGGUUUUUAUCGGUGACGCUGUCGUCGAUUAAGAAUGGUGGUGACGGGAGCAAUGAAGAGCCCGGUGAGGAGUAUUCGACGACGAGGAGCGUCUUGGAGAAAAUUGGUGAAAAGAGUGGAGAGUCUAAGAAUGAGAGUGGGAGUGAAACUGUGGCGUUUGUGGAGGUUGUUAAAGAAGAGAAGGGAAGGCUGCACGGAGGUACUCUGAACACUGCUAAGCAUCUUUGGUCUGGUGCUGUAGCUGCUAUGGUCUCAAGUAUGCUCCUAGCAAGUUCUUCAAUGGUGGAUUUGUACGCUGUUAUUAUUGUAAUGAAUUCACUUAAGCAUAUUUGA
Molecule: messenger RNA, 453 nt
Organism: Fraxinus pennsylvanica
Lineage: Eukaryota; Viridiplantae; Streptophyta; Magnoliopsida; Lamiales; Oleaceae
Source: the annotation of a GenBank genome assembly